Molecule: messenger RNA, 1242 nt
Organism: Liolophura sinensis
Lineage: Eukaryota; Metazoa; Mollusca; Polyplacophora; Chitonida; Chitonidae
Product: chitin deacetylase 1-like
Exons: 1
Coding region: 1-1242 (413 amino acids)
Biological process (GO): carbohydrate metabolic process
Source: RefSeq, a predicted model, not a curated record
AUGGAGUUAUUCUCAUGGCAGAUGUACUCGAUUCUCGUGUUCGGUAUCGGUGUGGAUUUCGGCAGAGCCCAAACCUGUGACCCGGCUACCUGCUCAUUACCCAGUUGUUUCUGUCCAAAGGCGGGCACCCCCGGGGGUCUGUCAACAACAGACAUCCCUCAGAUUGUCCUCUUCAUGUUCGACGGGUCGGUGACAUCUCUUCACUAUCCACACUACGAGGCUCUUUUCAACGACAACCGACUCAACCCUAACGGCUGUCCCAUCGGUGGUACAGUGUUCGUUUCCCAUAACUUCACCGACUACAGUUCAGUAAGGAAACUAUACCUCCAGGGACUGGAGAUCGGCGUCAACAGCGUAACGCGGCCUCUUUCCGACGCCUGGAAGAACGCCGGCGUCGAUAUGAUUAAAGACGAGAUCUUGACCCAAAAGGAGAACAUAAUCCGCGAGGCCCGGGUCCCAGAAGAUGAAAUUUGGGGUUGGCGGAGCCCAAACCUACAGUCUGCCGGGCGGAACCAGUUCAGAGUACUCCAGCUCAAUAAUUUCGAAUACGACUCCACUGUAGUGACAACUGGCUGGUCCGGGAACACGAAUAUCCUCGGGUGGCCUUUUACGCUGGAUUAUCCCUACCCAGAGCGUUGUCAGAUAGCGCCUUGUCCCUCCGAACCCUAUGAGGGACUCUGGGAAGUACCAAUUGUACCCUUCCAAGAUAUCAAAGCCGAGGGCACCUGUUCCUAUCUGGAAGGGUGCACUAACCAACCCACUAACAAGGCCGAAGUUCUGACGUUUCUAAAGAACAACUUUGAGGCCAAUUAUAAAGGAACUCGCGCUCCCGUUUACAUCAACCUUAGGAUUUCUUGGUUGGCCACGGAGUCUUACAAUCGUGAAGGUAUAAUUGACUUCAUCAACGAGUUGGUUGCCCUAGACGACGUCUAUAUUUUGACAGCUCACCAACUCUUAGCCUGGGUUAAAAAUCCCCAAACGCUGGCCCAUGCGAAAGAUUUUGCGCCUUGGUCUUGUCCCGAUUUUGUCAACAACAACAUCAACAUCUGGGAUCAGAUCAAAAGUAUAUUUGUGCAAGGAACUGGAAAAGAUGCCGUAGUACCGGAAGCACCUGCCACAACAACGCCCAGACCAUCCGUUCAGAUCAUCUAUGUCAGCGAAAAUGGCUCCGAAAGUCACCGAGGCUCGUGUGUGAUUCUAGGAUUGACAAGUUUCGUUUUGAUGGCGAUGAAACUGUUUUAA